Molecule: messenger RNA, 10806 nt
Organism: Neomonachus schauinslandi (Hawaiian monk seal)
Lineage: Eukaryota; Metazoa; Chordata; Mammalia; Carnivora; Phocidae
Gene: NSD1
Product: nuclear receptor binding SET domain protein 1
Exons: 23
Coding region: 199-8304 (2701 amino acids)
Biological process (GO): regulation of DNA-templated transcription
Cellular component (GO): nucleus; chromatin
Molecular function (GO): histone H3K36 methyltransferase activity; protein binding
Source: RefSeq, a predicted model, not a curated record
GGAGGCGGCGGCGGAAUAGGCCGGGGCAGGUCGCGCUCGCUGCCUUCUCCCCUGAAGAGAGACGCGGGGGGAGGGGGGUGCGGCGAGCGGCUCCGCUCUCUCCCCAAGGCUCCGCUCGCGCCCCAGUGUAAUGAGGGUCACCCCCUCCCCCCAGCCGGCCCGGGAGGGGGCGCGGGGCACGGUUGAUGCUGGCCCAGGAUGGAUCAGACCUGUGAAGUAUCUAGAAGAAAUUGUCUGCUGCCCUUUUCCAAUCCAGUGAAUUUAGAUGCCCCUGAAGACAAGGACAGCCCUUUCGGUAAUGGUCAAUCCAAUUUUUCUGAGCCACUUAAUGGGUGUACUAUGCAGUUAUCGACUGCCAGUGGAACAUCCCAAAAUGCUUAUGGACAAGAUUCUCCAUCUUGUUACAUUCCACUGCGGAGACUACAGGAUUUGGCCUCCAUGAUCAAUGUAGAGUAUUUAAAUGGGUCUGCUGAUGGAUCAGAAUCCUUUCAAGACCCUGAAAAAAGUGAUUCAAGAGCUCAGUCGCCAGUUGUUUGCACUUCUUUGAGUCCUGGUGGUCCAACAGCACUUGCUAUGAAACAGGAACCCUCUUGUAAUAACUCCCCUGAACUCCAGGUAAAAGUAACAAAGACUAUCAAGAAUGGCUUUCUGCACUUUGAGAAUUUUACUUGUGUGGACGAUGCAGAUGUAGAUUCUGAAAUGGACCCAGAACAGCCAGUCACAGAGGAUGAGAGUAUAGAGGAGAUCUUUGAGGAAACUCAGACCAAUGCCACCUGCAAUUAUGAGCCUAAAUCAGAGAAUGGUGUAGACGUGGCCAUGGGAAAUGAACAAGACAGCACACCAGAGAGUAGACACGGUGCAGUCAAAUCGCCAUUCUUGCCAUUAGCUCCUCAAACUGAAACACAGAAAAAUAAGCAAAGAAAUGAAGUGGACGGCAGCAAUGAAAAAGCAGCCCUUCUCCCAGCCCCCUUUUCACUAGGAGAUACAAACGUUACCAUAGAAGAGCAAUUAAACUCAAUAAAUUUAUCUUUUCAGGAUGAUCCAGACUCCAGUACCAGUACAUUAGGAAACAUGCUAGAAUUACCUGGAACUUCAUCAUCAUCUACUUCACAGGAAUUGCCAUUUUGUCAACCCAAGAAAAAGUCUACGCCACUGAAGUAUGAAGUUGGAGAUCUCAUCUGGGCAAAAUUCAAGAGACGCCCAUGGUGGCCCUGCAGGAUUUGUUCUGAUCCGUUGAUUAACACACAUUCAAAAAUGAAAGUUUCAAACCGGAGGCCCUAUCGACAGUACUACGUGGAGGCUUUUGGGGACCCUUCAGAGAGAGCCUGGGUGGCUGGAAAAGCAAUCGUCAUGUUCGAAGGCAGACAUCAAUUUGAAGAGCUACCUGUUCUUAGGAGAAGAGGGAAGCAAAAAGAAAAAGGAUAUAGGCACAAGGUUCCUCAGAAAAUUUUGAGUAAAUGGGAAGCCAGUGUUGGUCUUGCUGAACAGUAUGAUGUUCCCAAAGGGUCGAAGAACCGAAGAUGUGUCACCAGUUCAAUCAAGUUGGACAGUGAGGAGGAUAUGCCAUUUGAGGACUGUACAAAUGAUCCUGAAUCAGAACAUGACCUGUUACUUAAUGGCUGCUUGAAAUCUCUGGCUUUUGACUCUGAACAUUCUGCAGAUGAGAAGGAAAAGCCUUGUGCUAAGUCUCGAGCCAGAAAGAGUUCUGAUAAUCCAAAAAGGACUAGUAUGAAAAAGGGCCACAUGCAAUUUGAAGCACAUAAGGAAGAACGAAGGGGAAAGAUUCCAGAGAACCUUGGCCUAAACUUUAUUUCUGGGGAUGUAUCUGAUAAGCAGGCCUCUAAUGAACUUUCCAGGAUAGCAAACAGCCUCACGGGGUCCAACACUGCCCCAGGAAGUUUCCUGUUUUCUUCUUGUGCGAAAAACACAGCAAAGAAAGAAUUUGAGACUUCAAAUUGUGACUCUUUACUGGGCUUGUCUGAGGGUGCCUUGAUCUCUAAACGUUCUGGGGAGAAGAAGAAACUCCAACGAGGUUUGGUGUGUAGUUCAAAAGUGCAGCUCUGUUACAUUGGAACAGGUGAUGAAGAAAAGCGAAGUGAUUCCAUUAGUAUCUGUACCACUUCUGAUGAUGGAAGCAGUGAUCUGGAUCCCAUAGAUCACAGUUCAGAGUCUGAUAACAGUGUCCUUGAAAUUACAGAUGCUUUUGAUAGAACAGAGAAUAUGUUAUCUGUGCAGAAAAAUGAAAAGGUAAAGUAUACUAGGUAUCCUGCCACAAACACUAAGGUAAAAGCAAAGCAGAAGUCCCUCAUUACUAACUCACAUACAGACCACCUAAUGGAUUGUACUAAGACAGCAGAGCCUGGAACUGAGACAUCUCAGGUUAAUCUUUCUGAUCUUAAAGUAUCUACUGUUGUCCGCAAACCCCAAUCGGAUUUUAGAAAUGAUGGUUUCUCUCCAAAAUUCAACACAGCAUCAAGCAUUUCCAGUGAGAACUCACUAAUAAAAGGCGGGGCUACAAAUCAAGCUCUAUUACAUUCAAAAAGCAAACAGCCCAAGAUCCGAAGUAUAAAGUGCAAACAUAAAGAAAAUCCAGUUGUAGUGGAACCUCCAGUUAUAAAUGAGGACUGCAGUUUGAAAUGCUGUUCUUCUGAUACCAAAGGCUCUCCUUUGGCCAGCAUUUCCAAAAGUGGGAAAGUGGAUGGGCUAAAACUACUGAGCAACAUGCAUGAGAAAACCAGGGAUUCAAAUGACAUAGAAACAGCAGUGGUGAAACAUGUUCUGUCAGAGUUGAAGGAACUCUCUUAUAGAUCCUUAAGUGAAGAUAUGAGUGACUCUGGAACAUCAAAGCCAUCAAAACCAUUACUUUUUUCUCCUGCCUCUGGUCAGAAUCAUAUACCUAUUGAACCAGACUACAAAUUCAGUACAUUGUUAAUGAUGUUAAAAGAUAUGCAUGAUAGUAAGACCAAAGAGCAACGGUUAAUGACUGCUCAGAACUUGGUCUCUUAUCGGAGUCCUGGUCUUGGGGACUGUUCUACAAGUAGUCCUGUAGGUGCAUCUAAGGUCUUGGUUUCAGGAAGCUCCACUCACAGUUCAGAAAAAAAUGGAGAUGGCACUCAGAACCCAGUCCGUCCUAGCUCUAGUGGGGGUGACUCUGCAGUGUCUGGAGAGUUGUCUGUAUCUGUACCUGGCCUAGUGUCUGACAGAAGAGACAUCCCUGCUUCUGGUAAAAGUCGUUCAAACUGUGUUACUAGGCGCAACUGUGGGCGAUCAAAACCAUCAUCUAAAUUGCGAGAUAGUUUUUCAGCCCAGUUGGGAAAGAACACAUUGAACCGUAAAGCCUUAAAGACAGAGCGCAAAAGAAAACUCAACCGACUUCCAGCUGUAACUCUUGAGGCUGCACUGCAGGGAGACAGAGCCAGUGGAGGUUCAGAGAAUGGUUCCUCAAGAGGUGGGCUAGAAGACCCUGGUAAAGAGGAAGGCCUUCAGUUAAUGGGCCAUUUAACAAGUGAAGACAGUGCCCAUUUUUCCAGUAUUCAUUUUGAUAACAAAGUCAACCAGUCUGACACUGAUAAAAUUCCUGAGAAAGUCCCCUCUUUUGAAAACAGAAAAGGCCCAGAGGUGGAUACUGAAAUGAACAGUGAGAAUGAUGAACCCAGUGGUGUAAAUCAAGCGGUGCCUAAAAAGCGGUGGCAGCGUUUAAACCAAAGGCGCACUAAACCUCGGAAGCGCACUAACAGAUUUAGGGAGAAAGAAAACUCUGAGGGUGCCUUUGGGGUUUUGCUUCCAGCUGACCCCAUAAAGAAGGGGGAUGAGUUCCCAGAGCAUAGACCCCCUACUUCAACAAACAUACUAGAGGAUACACUGGCAGAUCCCAAUCAUUCCAGCUGCUUAGAUUCAGUUGGACCACGGUUGAAUGUUUGUGAUAAAUCCAGUGCCAGCAUUGAAGAGAUGGAAAAAGAGCCGGGAAUUCCCAGUUUGACACCCCAGCCUGAGCUCCCUGAACCAGCUGUGCGGUCAGAGAAGAAACGCCUUAGGAAGCCAAGCAAGUGGCUUCUGGAAUAUACAGAAGAAUAUGAUCAGAUAUUUGCUCCUAAGAAAAAACAAAAGAAGGUGCAGGAACAGGUGCACAAGGUAAGUUCCCGCUGUGAAGAGGAAAGCCUUUUAGCCCGAUGCCGAUCUAGUGCUCAGAAAAAGCAGGUGGAUGAGAAUUCUUUGAUUUCAACCAAAGAAGAGCCUCCAGUUCUUGAAAGGGAGGCUCCAUUUUUGGAAGGGCCCUUGGCUCAGUCAGAACUUGGAGGUGGACAUGCUGAGUUGCCACAGCUGACCUUGUCUGUGCCUGUGGCUCCGGAAGUCUCUCCACGGCCUGCCCUUGAGUCUGAGGAAUUGCUAGUUAAAACACCAGGAAAUUAUGAAAGUAAACGUCAGAGAAAACCAACUAAGAAACUUCUUGAAUCCAAUGAUUUAGACCCUGGAUUUAUGCCCAAGAAGGGAGACCUUGGCCUUUCUAAAAAGUGUUAUGAAGCUGGUCACUUGGAGAAUGACAUUAAUGAAUCACGUGCUGCAUCUCAUUCUAAAGAGUAUGGUGGAGGCACUACCAAGAUAUUUGAUAAACCAAGGAAGCGAAAACGACAGAGGCAUGCUACAGCCAAGGUGCACUGUAAAAAAAUGAAAAAUGACGACUCAUCAAAAGAAACUCCAACCUCAGAGGGAGAACUGAUGACACACAGAACGGCUGCAAGCCCUAAGGAGACUGUUGAGGAGGGUGUAGAGAAUGAUCAUGGGAUGCCGGCAUCUAAAAAGCUGCAGGGCGAACGAGGCGGAGGAGCUGCACUCAAGGAGAAUGUUUGUCAGAACUGUGAGAAACUGGGUGAGCUGCUGUUAUGUGAGGCUCAGUGCUGUGGGGCUUUCCACCUGGAGUGCCUUGGAUUAACUGAGAUGCCAAGAGGAAAAUUUAUCUGCAAUGAAUGUCGCACAGGAAUCCAUACCUGUUUUGUUUGUAAGCAGAGUGGAGAAGAUGUUAAAAGGUGCCUUUUGCCCUUGUGUGGAAAGUUUUACCAUGAAGAAUGUGUCCAGAAGUAUCCACCCACUGUCAUGCAGAACAAGGGCUUCCGGUGCUCCCUCCACAUCUGUAUAACCUGCCAUGCUGCUAAUCCAGCCAGUGUUUCUGCAUCUAAAGGUCGUCUGAUGCGCUGUGUCCGCUGCCCUGUGGCAUACCAUGCCAAUGACUUUUGCCUGGCUGCCGGGUCCAAGAUUCUUGCAUCUAAUAGUAUCAUCUGCCCUAAUCACUUUACACCUAGGCGGGGCUGCCGAAAUCAUGAGCACGUUAAUGUUAGCUGGUGUUUUGUAUGCUCAGAAGGAGGCAGCCUUCUGUGCUGUGAUUCUUGCCCUGCUGCUUUUCAUCGUGAAUGCCUGAACAUUGAUAUCCCUGAAGGAAACUGGUAUUGCAAUGAUUGUAAGGCAGGCAAAAAGCCACAUUACAGGGAAAUUGUCUGGGUAAAAGUUGGACGAUACAGGUGGUGGCCAGCUGAGAUCUGCCAUCCUCGAGCGGUACCUUCCAAUAUCGAUAAGAUGAGACAUGAUGUGGGCGAGUUCCCUGUACUCUUCUUUGGGUCUAAUGACUAUCUGUGGACACAUCAGGCCCGAGUCUUUCCCUAUAUGGAGGGGGAUGUGAGCAGCAAGGAUAAGAUGGGCAAAGGCGUGGAUGGGACAUAUAAAAAAGCUCUUCAGGAAGCUGCAGCAAGGUUUGAGGAGUUAAAGGCCCAAAAAGAGCUAAGACAGCUGCAGGAAGACCGAAAGAAUGACAAGAAGCCACCGCCUUACAAACAUAUAAAGGUGAACCGUCCUAUUGGCAGGGUACAGAUCUUCACUGCAGAUUUGUCUGAAAUUCCCCGUUGCAACUGUAAAGCUACUGAUGAUAACCCCUGUGGGAUCGACUCUGAGUGCAUCAAUCGCAUGCUGCUCUAUGAGUGCCACCCCACAGUAUGUCCUGCCGGAGGACGCUGCCAAAACCAGUGCUUCACUAAGCGCCAGUAUCCAGAGGUUGAAAUUUUCCGAACAUUACAGAGGGGCUGGGGUCUCAGGACAAAAACAGAUAUUAAAAAGGGUGAAUUUGUGAAUGAGUAUGUGGGUGAGUUAAUAGAUGAAGAAGAGUGCAGAGCUCGAAUCCGUUAUGCCCAAGAACAUGAUAUCACUAAUUUCUAUAUGCUUACUCUAGACAAAGACCGGAUCAUUGAUGCUGGUCCUAAAGGAAACUAUGCUCGGUUCAUGAAUCAUUGCUGCCAGCCCAACUGUGAAACACAGAAAUGGUCUGUGAAUGGAGAUACUCGUGUUGGCCUUUUUGCCCUGAGUGACAUUAAAGCAGGCACUGAACUUACCUUCAACUACAACCUAGAAUGUCUUGGGAAUGGAAAGACUGUUUGCAAAUGUGGAGCCCCAAACUGCAGUGGCUUUUUGGGUGUAAGGCCAAAGAAUCAACCCAUUGCCACAGAAGAAAAGUCAAAGAAAUUCAAGAAGAAGCAACAGGGGAAGCGCAGGACCCAGGGUGAAAUCACAAAGGAGAGAGAGGAUGAAUGUUUCAGCUGUGGGGAUGCUGGCCAGCUCGUCUCCUGUAAGAAGCCAGGCUGCCCAAAAGUUUACCACGCUGACUGUCUAAAUCUAACCAAGCGACCAGCAGGGAAAUGGGAGUGUCCUUGGCAUCAGUGUGACAUCUGUGGGAAGGAAGCAGCCUCCUUCUGUGAGAUGUGUCCCAGCUCCUUUUGUAAGCAGCAUCGGGAAGGGAUGCUCUUCAUCUCCAAAUUGGAUGGGCGUUUGUCUUGUACUGAGCAUGACCCCUGUGGGCCCAACCCUCUGGAACCUGGGGAGAUCCGUGAGUAUGUGCCUCCCCCAGUACCGCUGUCUCCAGGCCCAGGCACUCACCUGGCAGAGCAUUCAUCAGGAGUGGCUGCUCAGGGGCCCAAACUGUUGGAUAAGCUGCCUGCUGACACCAACCAGACACUGUCACUGUCCAAAAAAGCUCUGGCAGGGACUUGUCAGAGGCCACCGCUUCCUGAAAGACCUUCUGACAGAACUGACUCCAGGCCCCAGCCUGUAGAUAGGGCCAGGGACCUUGCUGGGUCGGGGACCAAACCCCAGUCCUUGGUAUCCAGCCAGAAGCCAUUGGACAGGCCACCUGCAGUGGCAGGACCAAGACCCCAACUAUCUGACAAACCCUCUUCAGUGACUGGCGUAAGCUCCUCACCCUCAGUCAGGUCCCAACCACUGGAAAGACCUCUGGGGACAGCUGACCCAAGGCUGGAUAAAUCCAUAGGUGCUGCCAGCCCAAGGCCCCAGUCACUGGAGAAAACCCCAGUCCCUACUGGCCUGAGACUUCCACCGCCAGACAGACUGCUAGUCACCAGCGGUCCCAAGCCCCAGACUUCAGACAGGCCCCCAGACAAAUCCCAUGCUUCUUUGUCCCAGAGACUCCCACCUCCUGACAAAGUACUAUCAGCUGUGGUCCAGACCCUGGUAGCUAAAGAAAAAGCACUGAGGCCCGUGGACCAGAAUACUCAGUCAAAAAAUAGAGCUGCUUUGGUGAUGGAUCUCAUAGACCUAACUCCUCACCAGAAAGAACGGGCUGCUUCACCUCAUGAGGUCACACCACAGGUUGAUGAGAAGAUGCCAGUGUUGGAGUCAAGCUCGUGGACUGCCAGCAAAGGUCUGGGGCAGAUGCCGCGAGCUGUAGAGAGAGGCAGCGUGUCAGAUCCUGUCCUUCAGCCACCGGGGAAAGCAGCAGUCCCUUCGGAGCACUCCUGGCAAGCAGUUAAAUCACUCACCCAGGCCAGACUUCUCUCUCAGCCCCCUGCCAAGGCUUUUUUAUAUGAGCCAACAACUCAGGCCUCAGGAAGAGCACCUGCAGGGCUGGAGCAGACACCAGGGCUUCCCAGCCAAGCACCAGGCCUGGUGAAGCAGGUGAAGCAGAUGGCCGGAGGCCAGCAACUACCUGGACUUGCUGCCAAGAGUGGGCAGUCCUUUAGGCCUCUUGGGAAGGCCCCAUCCUCCCUCUGUACUGAAGAGAAGAAGUUGGCAACUGCAGAGCAGAGUCCCUGGGCCCUGGGAAAGGCCGCACCAGGGCCAGGGCUCUGGCCCAUGGUGGCUGGACAGACAAUAUCGCCAUCUUGCUGGUCCUCUGGGAGCACACAGACAUUGGCACAGACUUGCUGGUCUCUUGGAAGAGGGCAAGACCCUAAACCAGAGCAAAAUACACUUCCAGCUCUUAACCAGGCUCCUUCCAGUCACAAAUGUGCAGAGUCAGAACAGAAGUAAUAUGAGUAAAUGUCACAUGACCAGACCAGCUGCCCCCAGGGUUCUUGGGGAAGGGAAAUCAUCUUUCUUUUCCCCUCUUAAAAAACAGAUCCCACCACUUUUCCACUGUUACUCUUUCCUUAUAUCCCAACACUCAGAACUCUUGUGACAUUAGCCAGUGGGGGCAUGUGGUUGUGUAAACCAUGUAUGGAAAUCCAAGUGGGCCCCAGCCAAGGAGACAGACAGACUUGGGUCUUUUUCCUCCAACCUUUACACAUGGUAACUUGAAAUAAAAAGUCCACUCUGGAGUCAAGCAUGGGAUUCAAUUCCACUGGUCAGGUUGGAAGGUAGAGGGGCUCUCGAAGUUAUUUCUCUAGCCCUACAGAGCCCCACUGAGGGCACCUGAUGAACACUUGGGAUUGGGAAGAACUGAUACCAGUAGUGAUUUCUUGAGCAUUCACAUGUGCUAGGCCAGGUGCUAGUCACUGACAGGAGAUACAGAGAUAAGACCUGAUCCCUGUGAGCCUAACAUGCCUGCCUGGGUUCUCAGGCUGUUUUCAUGAACCUUUGACCAGGAAAUAGCAGGAAGUUCUGAGGGGCCCUGGGGCUCCAGACUCAUUUUGUAAUGUCCUUUAUGGCCCCAGAAGUGGUUGUGUUGAGUAAGUGUCCCCUGGUUGGGUGUGCAUGUGUGCGUGUGAUGCACACACGCUCAUGUGGAGGUCUCUAGUGGGGGGGGUGGGGGGUGGGGGGUUGCAUCAAGGCCAAGUGGAGCCGUUGGCUGAGCAGCUGCUGCUGCUUCUGUCUGGGCUGUGCAGAGUCUGAAAAUCUGUCCUUGGCAGAGCAGCUGGUUGUGGGGGCUGGGCUCUACAAGGACAUAGCUUUACCGAAGUAUAAGAAGGCAAUUGGCAAGCUUACCUUUCUUUCCUACCGAUUUUCGUCCUUUUACAUCAGCCCACCCCAUGCCCGCCCCCCAAACACUCAGGUGCUUUCAGAUUUCAGAGUCGGGCAGUGGAUAUAGGGAAUCUCUGGCAAGCUCUGCGCUAGAUCUACCACCAGCUCAGGGAGAGUGCCAGAUUCUGAUGGAAAAUUCCUUCUCUCUUUUGAUCCUUUGCCCUCUUACCUGAAUGGAGGGAGUCCUCUCCUUCACUGGUGGAUUCUACCACCCUAUCCCUGAGAAUUGCUGUGUUCUGUACUGAGAGCACCUGCCUGCUGACUUUGUUCAAAGGCAGGCCAGAGCCCUUCCCCUGUGACUGGCAAGAUGUGGUGUUUAGAGCAAUGUCCAGUCUGAGAGAUGAUUCCUCAUAACUGCUGAUUAUCUGUUACUGCUGCCCUGAGCUGGGGCCCAAGGGCUGGGAAAUCUGUUGGUGCUACCCUGCCCUACCAUUCACCCAGCUCACCAACUGCCAACAGGAAGUGCUGUUUGGCCAGUUCCUUCCCAUUCACUCACCCCUCCUUUGUCCCUAGACCAAACGUGUUUACCUCUCUGCUUUGCCAACUUAGCCAGCAGCUUUAGCCAACAGGCCAUCUCUUGGCCCAGAUGUCUCCUGGCCAUUCUGUUUCAGUUAUGGCUUUUACACCCUCAACAAGAUUCUGUAUUUUGUCCCAGUUUCCUCCUCCUGAGUUCCUACUGAGGUUACCCACAUCACUUCUAAGGAGGGAACAAUAGUUAUAGAAGCAUUUGCGCUUUAUAUAAAGAUUAAAAGAAGAAUUUGCUUUUAUUUCCCAAAGUCUGUCUCGGGUUGAGACACUUGAACUCAGGCAGAGGUACGAGGCUGGGCAGGGCUGUCCCGAGUCUAGGGGCCUAUCUCUGCAUCCCACUUAGACCUCGAAAUCUCUGUAAAUUCCACCUGCCUAGUUCUCCCCUUUUCAUCCUCUCUCUCUUCCCACAUCAUGAGAGAGGAAAAGCUCUUUGUUCAAAAGGAAGAAAAAACAAAGCAUCUUAUUUUCUUUUUUAAAAAAUUUUAAACCAUGGAAAAGAUAUUUUUAAAGAAAUCCACCCAGAACAUUAAAGUUCAUUAUAUUAAGUAUUUAUCAUGUGUGAGAAUAAUAAGUAUAUAACUGCAGCUAGUAGGUCCCUUUCCCUAAUCUCUUAGGCUGUAUGAGUAGGGUUUGCUUGGUGCCAGUCCUGUGCCCUUUUCUCUCCUGUCAUCUGUAGUUGUGAUCAGAAAAAGAUAUUCGCACUGCACUGUCAAUCUCCUUUCACUAUGUUGUGUGUUAAAUUACCGUAGCUCUUUGUUUCAUGAAAUAAACUGUGAAUUUGGGGGGGGGGGUGUGUGUGUGCAGGCUAUGUAAAAAAAUUUAAGUGGAGAAGUUUGAUCCUGAAAUAGCUUCUCUGAAGUAGGCUUUGGUAGGUAAUUGACUUGACAGCCGCUCUAGAUAUGUCUCACAGGACAAGGAGUGAGGGAAAGGUGGGCCAUGAGUGGCCACUUUGUGGUUUUGUUUUGGUUCUUUCCAUUCUACACCAUUUACUGGAAACGUCCUUCCAGACCUGCCUGGGAAAACAACUUUUGAGCUGUGCUUAGU